Molecule: messenger RNA, 3492 nt
Organism: Misgurnus anguillicaudatus (oriental weatherfish)
Lineage: Eukaryota; Metazoa; Chordata; Actinopteri; Cypriniformes; Cobitidae
Gene: hcfc2
Product: host cell factor C2
Biological process (GO): chromatin remodeling; regulation of DNA-templated transcription
Cellular component (GO): histone methyltransferase complex
Molecular function (GO): transcription coactivator activity; protein binding
Source: RefSeq, a predicted model, not a curated record
CACGUGACAGCGCACGGCCAAUCACAGGCGGGUGUUUACUCCUGGAGAAGCGUUGCUAACUGUACGGGUGCAAAUCCGUCUUUUCUGUAAUGUAAUAGUGCCAUUAAAAAGUUUUAUGACAAAAAACACAAAUAACCCAUUAUGGUGAACAAAGGCCCUUUAUGGAAAAGGGUGAAGUCUUACACCGGCCCCGUUCCCCGGGCGAGGCACGGCCAUCGGGCAAUAGCCAUCCGAGAGCUGCUGGUUGUGUUUGGAGGUGGAAACGAGGGGAUAGCGACCAACCUACAUGUUUAUAACACUGUGACGAGGCAAUGGUUCCUGCCAGCAGUGCGAGGUGAUAUCCCACCUGGCUGUGCUGCCCAUGGUUUUGCUUGUGAAGGCACACGAAUCUUGGUGUUUGGGGGCAUGGUUGAAUUUGGCCAAUAUACAAACAGUCUGUAUGAAUUGCAGGCUAGUCGUUGGCUAUGGAAGAAACUGAAGCCCCGCCCACCGAGGAACGGUCCACCUCCGUGUCCACGGAUUGGUCACAGCUUCAGUCUCCAUGCCAACAAGUGCUACCUUUUAGGUGGAAUGGCCAAUGACAGUGAAGACCCGAAUGGAAAUGUACCACGAUACCUGGAUGACUUUUAUGAACUCGAGCUACAGGCCCAGUCCGGGGUGAAAGGCUGGAACAUUCCAGAAACCAAAGGUGGAGGUCCAUCAGCCAGAGAAUCCCAUAGCUCGGUGGUGUACACGGGCACGGGUGGUAGCAGCCCAAAGCUGUUCGUUUUCGGGGGCAUGUGUGGCCAUAGAUUAAACGACUUGUGGCAGCUGGACAUUGAAACUAUGACCUGGACUUUACCUCCAACCCGAGGGGAACUUCCAUUACCCAGAAGUCUGCACACCUCUAAUGUGAUUGAAAACAAGUUGUAUGUGUUUGGAGGUUGGGUUCCUGUUGAAGAAGCACAUGACAUUCUCGCUACAGAUGGAGUCAAAUGGGUUUGCACCAACUCUCUUUCCAUUCUAAACCUCGACACGCUGACAUGGCAAAACAUGACUUCAGAAGAACAUCACAACGAAUCAGGUUUAGGUGUGCAUUUGUUGGAAGAGGAAGAAAGCAAAGCGCAUUGUCCGAAAGCACGAGCCGGACACUGUGCGUCAACCGUCGGCUCUCGUCUGUACAUCUGGAGCGGGCGAGAUGGAUACAGCAAGUGCAAUAACUUCCAGGUGUGCUGCAAAGAUAUGUGGUACCUGGAGACAGAGAGGCCUUCCACUCCUGGUGCUGUGUUCCUUGUGAAGUCUACAAUUAAUAUGUUACAUGUUGCCUGGCGCCCCCUGCUUGCAGCCGAAUGUUAUUUGCUUCAGGUGCAGUCUGUCACUUCUCCUCGUUCACCAUCCACUAAAGCUCCUUCAACACCGACUCCUCCACUAGAUUCAGCAGAUGGGAAGGAAGCUACACAAAAAGAUUCCCAGCCAUUAAAAAACACUGGAAGUGGAGAUUCCAAUGUUGCAGGAGAGAAGGACUGUUCGUUACAGGAAAAGCUUCGGAGGGCAAAAGAAACUGAUGAAGACAUCCGACCGGCAGGAGACAAAAACAGAAAAGAAGCAAGCCCUGCUUCUGAUGUCCCACCUACAACACAGUCUGAGGCUGAGAAUACAGAAGAGUCUGUGUGGUUUGAUGUAGGUGUUUUAAAAACACUGUUUUGUGAGGUUACACACUACUUCCUGCCUUCUGAGUCUGGUGACUUGGCAUCUACCCUAUCCAGUCAAAACUCUGCUGACAGUGAGUGGAAGCUGCCCGGUCCUCAUAGCUUUACAGGUCGUGUGAAACAGGAAUUGGCCUCGGGAGUCACGUACAGGCUUAGGGUGGCUGGUCUAAACAGCAGUGGUCUGGGUGACUUCAGCCCCGUCAGUGAGUUUAAGACCUGCCAGCCUGGAUUCCCAGGGGCACCAUCUGCUGUCAGAAUCACCAAGGAUACUGACUCCGUUCAUAUCACCUGGGAACCUCCUACCUCUCUGUCUGGGAAAAUCCUGGAGUACUCCAUGUACUUAGCUGUGAGAAAGAGUAAAGGAAACAGUGCAGAGCGACCCGGUGAGCUGGCCUUCAUCCGAAUCUAUCGCGGUACAAAGACGUCAUGUACAGUCAGCGAAGCCCAUCUAAGCAACGCACACAUCGACUGCUCAGCACGGCCCGCCGUCGUCUUCCGCAUCGCUGCCAAGAACGAACAGGGCUACGGUCCGGCCACUCAGAUCCGAUGGCUGCAAGAUGUGAGUAAACUCAAAUCCUCAGCGACGCAGCCAGACUCUGGUUCUCCAUUGGCAGAGCCUGAUACCACCUGCAAGUGAACUCUUACUCCUAAUGGUUAUGCCUGACUCACAGCAAAAACUUCAGCAUUGUAUUGCACUCUCAAUAACCUCGGAUGACUGAACCAGAUCUUACCUCACAUCAGUUUGCCCGUCUGUGUAUCAUAACAAAUGGACCUUCAAUGUAAAAUGUAAAUUAACACUUUUUUAUAUAUUUUUAAGUUCAUUGUUGUACAUAUUUUACUUUUUUCGUGGGAUCAGUUUAUAGGCAGGCAGCACAGGUAUGUCUUUAAAUCCCAAAUCUGGUUUCUGCGAGUUUCUUAUCUCGGAAGAAAAGCCACUUCCCCACAUGUAAAAAUGCACGUUGGACAUAACUAAAAAUAUACCUGUGUACUUAAAAAAGCUUAAUUGGCAGUAGUUUAAAGGUUCCCAAACUUUUUCAGUGUGCGGCCCCCCUUGUGUAUCGCUGUUCUAAAACUCAACAUUUUAAUAAAAAAUAAAAAAAAACAUUAAAUUAUACAAAAAAGUAGUGCUUUCGGUCGGUAGCCUUAUUUUUUUAGGUUUAAUUACACAGAAUUCAUGAUAAAUUAAUGUAUUUCAUAAAGUGUCAUAAAACUGGGGGGACCCGGCUCCCAGUUUGAAAACCACUGAGUUUUAACGACAACAUCCUCAAUGCUUCCUAGCCUUGUUUUAUAUAUAUAUAUAAAGCCCUGCUUACCAGGACACACUAUAUCAUCAUCAUCGCUGGAAAAUAUCUUUUCCUGUGCCUUAAAAUUGUACAUAAUUACAACGUAUGCUGAAUGAGGAAUGUGUAUCCUUUAUGGAGUUAAAUAUUCACGGUGUUAAUUAUACACAGCAACUUUCACAAUAUAUACUUCAAUUUAACUACUAUAAUCCAAUCUAAAAAGGACUUUCGAGUAUAGUUUACAUUUGUCUUGUUCUUAUACCAUGCCACUAUUCUAGAAAACUACAGCUAUUAGGUAGCUACACUGAUUAACACUUUGUGCCAUUUUAUAACAAAGCUUUUGUUUACCAAGUUUUCUAUUCUGAAUGCCAUUUUAGCAUCAUUUGUGUGUUUCACCAUGUUUUUCAGGUGUUGUAUUUGCCGGUUUGAAUGCACCACUCACUUCAAACCCAGUUUGAGUUUGUCAUUUAUUAUUUUUAUAUGUUUGUUCCACAAUGGUUUGCUCAAAUACAGUGCAUUUUUCA